AACUGUUUGUUUUUCUUUACAGAUGCAGCGGCCAGCGACAGUUCAGGAACAAUUAACACAUCCUCACCUGUUAAUAAGAGGCGAGGGUUCAGCGGCCGAAAAUGGUUACCGCCGCCAUUACGCAAACUAUCGCAAGGAAAAGUGGAAAAGAGUCAGUCACCUGCAGAUCGGCCACCCUUAAAGAAGACAGGAUCGGAUAAAAGAAUUAAGGUUCCGCCCGAUAUGGGUAACAAAACGUCGGUGUCGGAGGGUGAGGACGAAGAAGAGAGAACGGUCACGCUGAGGGGAAUUACGCCGAUCGCUCCGUCGGAAUUCACAAACGGCGGCGGCGAAGAAGCGGACGACGAAGUCGAACUGCCUCCGCCGAUGAAGCCGAUACAGGAAUCAAUUUUGGUGACGGCCGGACCUCCAGGUGCCGUACCAACGAUCGACGAGAAUUCCUGCAAGCGUGUGUCUAGUUUAACACUCAAGUCCCUGGAAGGUGCCACUUCUGCAGAUUUGGCAGAGAUUGAGCAAAUUGUUAAGGAAAGAAUGGAGCAACACACCGAAAAUUUGGAGCGGAAUUCCUUGCUGCGCGACACGAAAUCAUCGGAUGCAAUUGCCGAGUGCGGAAGUGGUGUCAAUUACCAUCGCGAUCUUUCAGCGCAAUCUUCGUCGAAUGAGGCUACCGCCUUAGCGUUUAGUGGUGACGAAAGUGAUAAACCGACAGAGGACGUUAUAGAUAGUGCGAAAAAUAUGGAAACUCAGAUACGUAAAAGACAGUUUGUGUUAAGAGAACUUGUUGAAACCGAAGACGCGUACGUGCGCGAUUUAGCUUUGAUUGUCGAUGGGUACAUUGCGACAAUGCGCGAUCCCGACUGCGAAAUUCCCAUGCCAGAAGAUCUAAGGGGUGGAAAGGAUAAGAUGGUGUUCGGCAAUAUAGAAGCCAUUUUCGAAUGGCAUCGAGAAUUCUUCCUUAAAGCUCUUAAAAGAUGCAUAGAGCACCCAACUGAAUUAGGUCCCUUAUUUAAACGUUACGAUAGAAAGCUUCAUAUGUACGUAGUCUAUUGUAAAAAUAAGCCAGUCUCCGAGUAUAUAGUAUCAGAAUAUCUAGAAACCUAUUUUGAAGAGUUGCGAAUUAAGUUAGGACAUAAGCUUCAACUGUGCGAUUUGCUCAUUAAACCUGUACAAAGAAUUAUGAAAUAUCAGCUACUGUUAAAAGAUAUCCUGAAACAUACGGAGAGGGCCGGAUUGCGUGCCGAAGCAGAAUCUUUGAAAAGUGCUUUAGAAGUUAUGAUAGUCGUUCCUAAGGCUGCUAAUGAUAUGAUGGACGUUGGGCGGCUUCAAGGAUUUGAUGGUAAAAUCACUGCUCAAGGGAAAUUACUCCUCCACGGUCCACUUACCUGCUCAGAUGGAUCCGGCAGUAGUAGUAAUGCUCUAAUAGGAAAAAGUAAAGAGCUUCUAGUAUUUCUUUUCGAACAAAGUAUGAUAUUUUCGGAGGCGGUGGGCAAGAAAACUCAAUUUAGCAGUCCGCAGUACUUCUACAAAGCUCACAUACAAGUUAACAAGAUGGUGUUAAAUACGCUCGACGACGGCUUCACAGUACGAUCGACCGACCCCGGCAAGCCAAACCUCGCCUUCACCUGCCAGACGUCGUCGCCCGAGCUGCUAGAACAGUGGAUAACGACGAUAGAUAAUAUUUUACAGACACAAAAGGACUUCCUCAAAGCAAUUCAAAGUCCGAUCGCGUAUCAAAAAGAACUUACCAAAGAAGCUCCUUUCUCGGAUUUAUGGCCAGUGUGGGAUCCCGCCCUCCUUAGGAAAAGCGUUUCGUCGUCUUCGCCUUCGGCGGAGAACAGUCAGCGGAAGCACGCCGGACUUCACAAGGCGAACACCAUUGGAAUUCCGUCCGAUGCCGAAUUGAACGAGGCGAAACAGCCGCACACGCCGAUAAAUAAGCCAAGACUGAAUAUUUUCGGGUUUCGAAAUACCCUUAGAAAUAAACAUAAGAGUGAUGUACCUGUAGUGGAAUCUCCAAAAGAUGGCGAUAAAAGUGAUACUCCACGUCGAUGGUCUGAUGCCAAUCACUCCACGUGUGACCAAACGAUAAUGUCACCAGGAACUUUGGCGCGACUCGUUUGCGAAUGGCCAGACUUGUCUUUAGGUGACAUAGUUCACAUUGUACAGUACGAUGCGAUAGAAGGAUACCUAGUUCGUACCACAACUCAUUUAGAAGAAAUAUGGCUGCCGGUCCACGUGUUGUCGAACUACAAUAGGAAACCUUGGUCGUUUCGUUUUCGCAAGCCGAGCUUUCCUAGUCACGGCCGGCGAUCCGUCGACGGCAACUCGCUGCAAGAGAAUGUGAUAAACGAGGUGUCUUGUCCCGAGUUUUUAGACAAAAUGAAAAACUUAGCCGCGCAGUGCGGCUCGAAGGUUGUGUUUAAAUGCAAGGUGAAGAGCUGCGGCGGAAAUAUGAAGAUCAGUUGGAGAAAAACCGAACCGGAUCCGUGCGUGAUGCGAAGCAGCGGCAGAUUUGUGCUAAAUCGAAGUAAUGGCGUCGCUUCUCUCACGAUAAAUAAUAGCAGAUUGUCGGAUUCUGGAAGUUACUUGUGCACCAUUUCAAAUGAGAUAGGAUCUACACAGUGUUCGGCGAUUUUGACGGUCACCGACUCGUUGCCUCCCCUAACCGAACCUAAGGCCAAUGUGAUUUCCUGCUCGAGCGUUUUACUAGAAUGGGAAAAUGAUACGUACGACAAAUUCUUGGUGGAAUACUGCAAGAUUGGUAGCGGAGAAUGGCUGUCGCCCAACAAUGGUCAAGCAAUUACAGCUCGAGCGUACACUGUCGAACAUUUAACAGCUGGCGAGACGUACAGUUUUCGCAUUGUAGCCGCCCAUAAUAAAUUGGUAGGUUUACCGAGUGCCGCCGUCACACUUCCCGUUGCCGAUAGCAUCAGAUGGCAGCAGGAGCAGUUCAAGCGGCGGUAUAUCGAACUGGAAGAAAUUGGAAGAGGACGAUUUGCUAUUGUUCGUAAGGCCAAAGAUCGCGGUACCGGGCAGGAAGUUGCUUUGAAGGAAAUCAUCAGAAGAAAACAAUCGCACAAGAUUACCCAAGCUGAGUACGCGCUACUUGCCGGGAUUCGAUUUCAAAAUAUCAUUCACGCUUUGGCACUGUUUGAAAACGCACCCAUUCCCGGCGUUGACACAAUUGUGCUCGAGCUAGUGAAGGGAGCGUUGUUAUUCGAUUACAUUUGUGAAAAGGAAAUGUAUACGGAAUUAGAAAUUAAAAAUUACAGCAAGCAAGUGAUAUCUGCUGUGAAUUGGUUGCACGACCAAAACCUAGCUCACUUGGAUAUCAAGCCCGAAAAUAUAAUGGUAGAUCUUAGUGGUGUUGAUCCGAUACUGAAGUUAAUUGACUUUGGUGAUUGCGUCAACACCAACACUAGUGUGAUACUCCCACCUGCUUGCCUAGAGUUCGCCUCGCCCGAAUUAGUGCUCGGGCAACCUGUUGGCCAACACACCGAUUUAUGGGCGGUCGGAGUCCUUCUGUACGUCUUACUCAGUGGCGUAUCGCCAUUUUUAGAUGAUUCGGUUGAAGAAACAACUGCGAAUAUUUUGAAAUGUGAUUACUGCUUUCCUGACGAAUACUUUAGUGAUAUUUCUCUUGCUGUUAGGGAUUUAAUUCAGAAGCUUUUAGUGCUCGUGCCUAUUAAACGAAUAUCCAUGGGGGACUGUUUGGACUCAUCUUGGUUUAAGGAAGUUAGGACAAAAGAUGUUGGCAUUUCUGCCACAAAUCUUCAGACGUUUAUGCAGCGACGGCAUCCUGCCAAUUUAACUUCAAAGACAUCGACAUUUUGUACUGAUUAGAUCUUACACGUUUCCAUUUCAGUUUUGCAGCGGUUAGAAGAAUUUUAUUAUUGUGACGAUUUUGACAGAUUGUAUUGUGUGAUGUUAUUUAUUAUUAAUUAAAGGAAUAUCGAUAUUUUUAA
Photinus pyralis (common eastern firefly) is the source of this 3965-nucleotide messenger RNA. Its product is annotated as triple functional domain protein-like. NCBI's taxonomy places the organism in Eukaryota, Metazoa, Arthropoda, Insecta, Coleoptera, Lampyridae. The record is from RefSeq and is a predicted model, not a curated record. Gene Ontology annotation, biological process: protein phosphorylation; intracellular signal transduction; axon guidance. Gene Ontology annotation, cellular component: cytoplasm. Bases 223 to 3843 code for a protein of 1206 amino acids. The transcript is spliced from 13 exons. Gene Ontology annotation, molecular function: guanyl-nucleotide exchange factor activity; ATP binding; protein binding.